UCGUCUCAGUGCAGUUCUGUUGUCUCUCCUGUAGGGGUCAUCAUGGGGGAGUGGUCCUUCCUCUCCAGUUUGUUGGACAAGGUGCAGUCCCACUCCACUGGGUUUGGGAAGGUCUGGAUGAGCAUCUUGUUCCUCUUCAGGAUAUUCAUCCUGGUCGCAGGCAUCGAUAAAAUCUGGGGAGACGAACAGUCCAACAUGCAGUGUAACAUCAAAACGCCCGGCUGCGUGACCGUCUGCUACGACCACACCUUUCCUCUGUCCCACACGAGGUUCUGGGUCCUGCAGAUCCUCACCGUGUCCACACCAACACUCAUAUACCUGGGACACGUCCUGCUGGUGAUGCGCCGGGAAAACAAGAUGAGGAAACGCCUCCAGCUGAAGAGUGAAACAAACCUGAUGAACAAAGUUCCUCAGUAUUCAGAUGAAAGAGGCAAAGUGAAGCUGAAGGGCGUCUUGUUAGUCAGCUACGUGCUGCAGCUGGUCUUCAAGACCCUGUUUGAAGUCUCCUUCAUUGUGGGCCAGUACUACCUGUACGGCUUCAUCCUCAUGCCCAACGACAUCACGUGUUCUGAGAAACAAAAACCCUGCAAGGGAGAAGUCCACUGCUACAUCAGCCGUCCCACCGAGAARACCGUCUUCAUCAUCUUCAUGCUGGUUGUGGCGGUCUUCUCUGUGGUCCUCAACAUCGUGGAGAUGCUGCACCUGUUCUUCUCCAGGGUGGGGCACAGGAAGAGGAGGGGCAGCGGCUCCGCUCCACAACAGGUCGUUAACCAAUCAGAGCUCAGCUCAGCGAGGACAGGGCCCUGAGGAGUGGGAGCUCUGACUUCAAAAGUUCAUUUCUCAUCAAAGCUGAGGAGAAUCAACCACCUGGACUGGACCUGACCGUCCACAGCAGCUGUGACAUCAUCAUGUGACGGUUCUGAUCCCACGUACUGACAGAAAAACAUGGAUUUUUAUACGCAUUUCAAUGAUCAGAUGCUCUUUUUUUAAAGUUAUGCUGUGGUCUCUCUUUUUGUGACUUCAUGUUUUCAAACAUUAACAUUUUUAUUUUCUAUAAAAACCACUAACCAAUGAUUUACUUCCUUUCAAACCAGGCGUUGAAGCAGUGAAACRGUUUUACCUGAGCUUCAGCCUCAAAUGGACCAGGACUGUAGAAAACCAGGGACAGGUUCACAUU
Molecule: messenger RNA, 1177 nt
Organism: Austrofundulus limnaeus
Lineage: Eukaryota; Metazoa; Chordata; Actinopteri; Cyprinodontiformes; Rivulidae
Product: gap junction Cx32.2 protein-like
Exons: 1
Coding region: 43-807 (254 amino acids)
Biological process (GO): cell-cell signaling
Cellular component (GO): connexin complex
Molecular function (GO): gap junction channel activity
Source: RefSeq, a predicted model, not a curated record